Cutaneotrichosporon oleaginosum is the source of this 1879-nucleotide messenger RNA. RefSeq lists its product as uncharacterized. Gene Ontology annotation, biological process: maturation of SSU-rRNA. Lineage: Eukaryota; Fungi; Basidiomycota; Tremellomycetes; Trichosporonales; Trichosporonaceae. Gene Ontology annotation, cellular component: preribosome, small subunit precursor; cytosol. The record is from RefSeq and is a predicted model, not a curated record. Gene Ontology annotation, molecular function: protein serine/threonine kinase activity; ATP binding.
UAUCGACGCAAAACAUGAGCGAAGCACACCCACCAGACCAGCCCGCGCCCGUCGUGCCCGACGUAGAGGAGGUGGCUGAGGCGCCGGCUCUUAGGCCAGACGGCAAGGGAUACAUCGACGACGCGGCGACGGAGCUAUGCGACGACAGCGAGGGCUCGAGCGUCGAGGAGAGCUUGGACAGUGCGGACGAGCGGAGCCACGGCGGCUGGCCGGAGGCUGAAGAACCGCAAUCCGAAGAAGAAGACGAGGACUGGGGCGUUGAGAACGAGGACUGGGAGCUGGCUGACGGCGACUUCACGAAGCAGUACAACCGUGUGAGGCAGGCGUAUACUGCGGUCGGAGGCUCGGCCCAGCCGUUACCUGCGCGCAAUGCACACGCGCCGAAGGCGAUGAAGCCUGCACCGAGCAAAGCGGGGUCGCUCGGCAAGGCUCUCGUGAACCCGGCGUUGCUCGGCGGCGUCGGGCACAACCCGAAGAGCGCGGCGGAACGGCAGAACCAGAAGGACAAGGCGGACCGCGCGACACACGAGCAGGUGCUGGACAACCGGACGCGCGAGACACUGCAGAAGCUCGUGAACCGCGGAUACUUCGAGGUCAUCGCGGGCUGCAUCAGCACGGGUAAGGAGGCGAACGUGUACCUCGCCCACCCGGGCACGGACACGCCGUCCGAGCCGUUCCCGUACCCCGCAGCAGUAGCGGUCAAGAUCUACCGCACGUCGAUCCUCAACUUCCGCGCGCGGCAGAAGUACAUCGAGGGCGAGCACCGCUUCGCGGGCGGAUACUCGAGCUCGAAGAAUGCGCGCAAGCUAGUGCGCCUGUGGGCGGAGAAGGAGCUUCGCAACUUGCGCCGGCUGGUUCAGGGCGGCGUGCGCGCGCCGAUUGUCAUCGAGCAGCGCUCCAACGUGCUGGUUAUGGAGUUCCUCGGCCGCGACGGCGUCGCGUCGCCGCGGCUGCGCGACGCUGACCUCUCAAACUCAAAGCUCGCCCGUCUGUACGGCGAGCUCCUCGUCACCAUGCGCAGGAUGUACCACUCAUGUCAGCUGGUGCACGCCGACUUGAGCGACUACAAUGUGCUGUACCACGAUUCGCACGUAUACAUCAUCGAUGUGGGCCAGAGCGUCGAACACGACCACCCCCGCGCUUUCGACUUCCUCCGCACCGACAUCCGCAACGUUGAGGAGUUCUUCAGCAAGCGGUCCGGCGGCGAGGUGCGCACGCUCGGGCUGCGGAGAGCAUGGAGCUUCAUUGUGGACGAGAGCGUCGGGCUGGCUAAGGAGGACGAGGCGGGCGACGAGGGCGAGGACCGUCUCCUCGACGUGCUCCGUGAAUGGCUUGAGCGGCCCGAAGAGAAGAGCGAGGCGACCGAGGUCGACGACGCAGUCUUCUUCUCCUCGUACAUUCCCCGCACGCUUGGCGAGGUGUACGAUCCGGAGCGCGACAUCGACAUCUUGAAGUCUGGCAAGGGCGACCAGCUUAUCUAUGCGGGGAUUACACAGCUCGACAUCAGUGGCAAGGGCGCGGAGGACGAGGCGACGCCGGAAGAAAAGGCUGAGGACGAAGCGGAGGGGGGAACGGAGGCGGAAGCGGAGGCUAAGGCUGAGGCUGAAGAGAUGCAGCCUGAAGCCAAGGGGCGACGAGAAAGCAAGACCGUGCGCUGGGCCGACUGGGAGACUGAGCCGGACGCUGAGGUCGACCCGGACGCGUUUGACCGGAAGCCGCGCGGAUUUCGGCACGAGGAUAAGGAGUCUAAGAAGGAACGCAAGAAGGCACUCAAGGAGGAGAAUCGCGAGAAGCGCAAGAACAAGAUGCCCAAGGGCGAGAAGGCGCGGCUGAUCAAGAAGAGUAGUGGGCGGUGAUCUGCAUAGUGUUUGCGUUCUGG